Messenger RNA from Cryptomeria japonica (Japanese cedar), 834 nucleotides. Its product is annotated as F-box/LRR-repeat protein At3g26922-like. The coding region runs from base 1 to 834 and encodes 277 amino acids. The record is from RefSeq and is a predicted model, not a curated record. Gene Ontology annotation, molecular function: protein binding. Lineage: Eukaryota; Viridiplantae; Streptophyta; Pinopsida; Cupressales; Cupressaceae. The transcript has a single exon.
AUGGGCGCUCUCUGUAGUUUCCCCAUUCCGCAUAGUAAUUGCAGACACAAGGUAAGAGAAAGUAAGACAGCAGCAGGGACAAGGUUAAUGGUAAGAGCAUCCGCAACAGACAGGUUAUCUGCAUUAUCAGAUGAUGUUCUUUUAAAUCAUAUUUUGUCAAAGAUUUCUUACAGAGAUGUUGUACGCUCUUCCCUACUCUCGCAAAGAUGGCGAUUCUUGCGGAGGAAAAUACCCAUCCUCAAAUUUUGUAGCGAAGAUUUUGAGAAACAAAAGGAUGACAAAAUACAGGCCAUAAUUAACAAUGCUCUGCUCCACCUCGAUGCUCGUCUUCACAAUUUGUGUCUUCAAGUUGCCUUCGAUGAUCCAAAGGCUGUCGAUUUGAACAAUUGGAUUCGUCUUGCAGCUGCAAAACAGGUGGAACGCAUGGAACUACAAAUCACUUGUAGAGAUCGAAAGAUGAGGCUUAAAGCUUCUUCCAUCGCGGAGCUUGGGGACUCUAUUUUUAGGUGUGACAACCUUACCACCAUAAUAGUGAAUAACAUCAAUUUUCCCAAGGUUCCCACUAAUUUUGGGAUUUUGCGAUCAUUGAAAAUAAUUUAUUGUGUGGAUAUUUGGAAUGUGGAUGAUGCUAUGUUUGAAGGAUUCAUGGACUCGUGCCCACAUCUUCAAAAUUUGAUGAUUUCCGGUUGUUUCGGGUUGAAAAACUUGAAUUUACGUUCUUCCAAUCUCAAGUACCUAAAUCUAGGAAUUCUAAGACCUGAUAUAUCUUUGGAGAUAGCUUGCCCGCGCUUGAUGGAAAUCAGCCUUAUGGAUUUUGGGCCAUUCAGGGCUUAA